Rhizophagus irregularis DAOM 181602=DAOM 197198 is the source of this 270-nucleotide messenger RNA. The record is from RefSeq and is a predicted model, not a curated record. Lineage: Eukaryota; Fungi; Glomeromycota; Glomeromycetes; Glomerales; Glomeraceae.
GAUAUAUUUCAUGAACUUGAAAAUGAAUCUUAUGCUAAUUUAUUUUAUAAAUAUACUAAAGAUGAUGUUAAAAAUGAAGUUAUAGAAUAUCCAAUGGAUCUAUUUACUAUAAAUUCAAAAUUAGAAAAUAAUCAAUAUACAAGUUUAAAAGAAUUUGAAAAAGAUAUUCGUUUAAUAUUUUGCAACUGUUAUACAUAUAAUGAUAUUAAAAGUAAAGAAUAUUGUUCAGGUAAAAUAUUAGAAUCUAUUUUUAAUGAAAAAUGGAAUGAA